UUCAGCUUCAGAGAGUGUGAGCUCCACUGAACUGCGGGGAUGAACAUGCCAUUGCACCAGAUCUCUGUCAUCCCUCGUGAUGUCACUUCCUCCUGGGUGUCCAGCAGCGGGAAGGCAAAGGAAAAGGAUAAACAGAAUGAGAAACCGCUUGGUCAUUCUGCAAGCAGGUCCAGCAACAUUUCAAAGGCUGGAAGUCCGACCUCUGUGAACGCACCCUGCAGUUUCCACAGGACUUCAGUGACACCCUCGAACCAGGAUAUAUGCAGUUCUAAUGACCUCGCUCAGGACCUGGGCUCACAAAGGCCCUUACAGGCCACUGUAGUGCUGUUGAACUCUAAUGGUAAAAGUUCAGUGUCUCAGGGUGUCACCAUGACCACGCUCUGCCUGGACUCCCCCACCAAACCCAAAAAUAGGACCUUGUUUGGCACAGAAUGGCUCUCCCUACUCAAACCGUCAGUCAAAUUGAAACCAGACGGAGGCAGUCUCAAGUUCUCAAAGUCACUGAAUGACGUGGGAGAAAAGAUGGACAGCCUAUGCAACGGUCUUCACUUUAUAGACCGCACGUGUUCGGAUGGGGAGCUGGGAGCGGAGAAGGAAGAACUCCUGCAAGACGGCCACAUCAAAGCCCUCAAUGUUAAAGCCAACUCUCAUCCUCCGUUUGCUUUCCAGCCUCCAUCCUUCCUUAACAACUAUAAAUACAUCUCUAACCCAGGGCCUGAGCACUGCCUGGCUCCCCCUGCUCCUCCCCAGUCAGACCUUCAAAGAAGCUCCAACUUCCUGCGCCUCAUCUUCCCGUUCACCCGUUCGUCCACUGCAGGAAGUCUGCAGGCAUCUGAAAUGGGAAGCUACGCUUCAAGGCUCCACAUCGCCAAGUCAUCCAGCACCAUGCUGGACGUCAGUGAGUCUUGCUGUAUGGAGGAGAUGGGAGAUGACGAGGUGUUCGAGGAGGUCUCGUCCCGCUGGAAGCUGAAGGGCUUGCGGGCUCCUCUUUGCUCCCUUGAGGAGGACAGCGACCUGGAUCAAUGCCGCUCUCCACUGUCAGAGAAAAACGUGCCACUGUCACCCUUCUCCCUAUCGGGGGACUGCUGCAGGAUUUGUCACUGUGAGGGGGAUGAUGAGAGUCUGCUGAUAACACCCUGUCACUGCACUGGGAGUUUGCGGUUUGUCCAUCAGGCCUGCCUGCAGCAGUGGAUCAAGAGUUCAGACACACGCUGCUGCGAGCUCUGCAAGUACGACUUCAUCAUGGAGACCAAGCUCAAGCCACUUCGUAAGUGGGAGAAGCUUCAGAUGACCGCCAGCGAGAGGAGGAAGAUCAUGUGCUCGGUCACUUUUCACGUCAUCGCCAUCACAUGUGUCGUCUGGUCCCUCUACGUCCUCAUUGACCGCACAGCAGAGGAGAUCAAACAAGCGGGGAGAAUACCAGGGAUACUGGAAUGGCCUUUUUGGACCAAACUGGUGGUGGUGGCCAUAGGCUUCACUGGCGGACUGGUGUUCAUGUACGUGCAAUGCAAGGUCUACAUGCAGUUGUGGAGGAGACUCAAGGCCUACAACAGAGUAAUAUAUGUGCAGAACCGCCCAGAGACCUGUAAAAAGAACGUUUUUGAUAAGCCUUCACUUCUGGAGCCAAACUUGGAUUAUGUAUUUUAA
This is a messenger RNA of Cyprinus carpio (common carp), 1647 nucleotides long. RefSeq lists its product as uncharacterized. Gene Ontology annotation, molecular function: MHC protein binding; zinc ion binding; ubiquitin protein ligase activity. Bases 40 to 1647 code for a protein of 535 amino acids. Gene Ontology annotation, biological process: immune response; antigen processing and presentation of peptide antigen via MHC class II; protein polyubiquitination. The transcript has 8 exons. Gene Ontology annotation, cellular component: late endosome membrane; early endosome membrane; lysosome. NCBI's taxonomy places the organism in Eukaryota, Metazoa, Chordata, Actinopteri, Cypriniformes, Cyprinidae. The record is from RefSeq and is a predicted model, not a curated record.